Salvia hispanica is the source of this 1264-nucleotide messenger RNA. Its product is annotated as dof zinc finger protein DOF5.6-like. Gene Ontology annotation, molecular function: DNA-binding transcription factor activity; DNA binding. Gene Ontology annotation, biological process: regulation of DNA-templated transcription. The record is from RefSeq and is a predicted model, not a curated record. Lineage: Eukaryota; Viridiplantae; Streptophyta; Magnoliopsida; Lamiales; Lamiaceae.
CCCCAUUCCUCCUCUCUCUCCUUCACUCACUCUCUCUUGUAUUCCAUGGGCAUUACCUCUCUUCAAGUUUGCAUGGAUUCUCCCGAUGACUGGUUGCAGGGAACAAUUUCCGAGGACGGCGGCACAGGAUUGGAAUCUUCCUCACCAAUCACUACACCGACAGGUGGCAGUGGAGGCGGCGACGACAUGCUGGCGUGCAGCCGGCCGCUGAUCGAGCGGCGCCUCCGUCCGCAGCAUGAGCAGUCGUUGAAGUGCCCGCGCUGCGACUCCACACACACCAAAUUCUGCUACUACAACAACUACAGCCUCUCCCAGCCGCGCUACUUUUGCAAGACCUGCCGCCGCUACUGGACCAAAGGCGGCACCCUCCGCAACAUCCCCGUCGGCGGCGGCUGCCGCAAAAACAAAAAACCAUCCUCCAAGAAGCCCUCCUCCUCCUCCGCCGACUCCCCCUCCCCCUCCCCUCUCCAGCCCAGCGCCGCCAUGUCUCCCCACCUCCCCUACGGCUCCACCGACCUCCACCUCGCCUUCCCCGAACAGCUCCACUUCCACGCCUCCGCCGCCGCCGCCGCAUUGUACGGCGCAAACCCUUCCUACAUGCUUGACAAUCCCACCCCAAUUGACUUCAUGGACAACAAAUACGAAGCCCUUUUAGGCGGCAGCGGCGGUGGCCAUGAUGCCUACAAUAUCAACCCCGGCGAGGGCUAUGCAGCCGGAAUGCCGCCUCUCUUCUCCCAGUUCGGAUUCGAUCACGGCAACCAUAAUGUGCUAGAGAGGCUCAUGCUUCCCUAUGAUAAUCAGCUCGACAUCGUUGAGUCCAAGCCUAACUCCAAGAUUUUGUCGUUGGAAUGGCACGAUCAUCAGCAUCAGCACCAUCAUCAGCAGCAGCAGCAACAACAACAACAGCAGCAGCAGGCUUGUAACUCGGAUGCGGGGAAGGAUUCUUUCGGUUAUGGUUUUGGGUCGUGGACCGGGUUGAUGAAUGCAUACGGCUCAUCCGCAACGAAUCCUUUAGUUUAAGUAAUCAUAUGAUCAGUUAUCUUAAUCUAAGUGUUGCUCUUGAAUUAGGGUUUCCUCGUUAUCAUAUGUCUAUCAAAUCAAAUGAGAGCUUGAUUAACUAGGCUAGAAUAGUAACUUUACUCAGUUUUUUUUUGGUGGUUUUAAAUUUGAAUAUGCCUGGGUUCAUGUAUCUUUUGUUCCCACUGUUUUAAUUUAAUUUUUGUAGCUGAGUGUGAAUGGGAAAUGUGGGAGUCUUUGAUCAGUA